GUCAAAUGUCGGCAACGACAGCCCGGAUCAAGCCUCAUGGAAAGUUUCUGCCUUUGUCUUCCACAACUUUUCGCCGCAAGUUACACUAAUCUCUACAAAGACGCUUUUCACGCGACAUUCGUCCGAAUUUUAACUGCCCGAUCGGCUCACCCGUAUUAUGUCUCAACGGCACAUAUAAUCGAGGUCAAAUCUUAUGGACUAAUGUCCCACUGUCGCAUGAUAAAUAAGCCUGGUAACAAGUGCGACAUCCUUCUGUUCUUCUUGGCCGUGUCUUCUUCUAUCGCCAUUCUAGUGGUGGUGACGACUGUCACAUAAUAUGCAGUUUAUCAAGAACUUGACACGAGGAUUCCCGACCAUUACUGGCAUACGAUGGUUCAACCUUUCUGUCCUCGUUAUCACGCCAGCCCUUUCCCUGUACGGCUUGCUAUAUGUUCCCAUCCUUCGGAAGACUGUCGUUUGCACUAUCCUCUAUUACAUUUACUCCAUGCUCGGCAUCACUGCUGGGUACCACCGGCUUUGGUCGCACAGAUCGUAUAAUGCUUCGUUCCCUUUGCAGGUAUUCCUUAUCCUUGCGGGAGCGAGUGCAGUGCAAGGCUCGUGUUACUGGUGGGCACGCCGACAUCGUUCUCACCACAGACAUACCGACACCGACUUUGACCCUUACAACUCGGAACGUGGCCUCCUCUGGACGCACAUCGGAUGGAUCAUUUUCGAGUCGGACUUGAAAACGGGACCAGCCGAUAUUUCUGAUUUGCGUAAGGAUCCUCUCGUACAAUGGCAGCACCGAUGGUACUUUGUUAUCUUGACUAUUUUUGGCUAUUUGCUUCCAAUGGUCAUUCCUGGCUUGUUGUGGGGAGACUGGAAAGGCGGGUUCUUUUUCGUUGGUGCCCUUCGCAUGACUGCGUGCCAUCAUAGCACUUUUUGUAUCAACUCCGUUGCUCACUAUCUCGGCAGCACACCAUACGAUGACAAGCACUCGCCGCGCGACCACCUUAUAUCCGCUAUUCUUACGAUGGGGGAAGGGUACCAUAAUUUCCACCACCAAUUUCCCAUGGACUACAGGAAUGCAUUCCGAUGGUACCAGUAUGACCCUACCAAGUGGUUCAUCGCUAUGUGCCAUUCCCUCGGGAUUGCCUCCCAUCUUCGUGUUUUUCCCAGCAACGAAAUUGAAAAGGGUGCACUCACGAUGAAGCUCAAGGCUCUCAAGGACGUUCAGGACUCGAUUGAAUGGCCUGUGCCUCUGCAGGAAUUACCCGUUGUAACGUGGGAGACAUUCCAGGAAGAAUCCCAGACUCGCACUCUUCUCCUCAUCUCGGGUUUUAUUCAUGACGCAUCCUUUUUCCUCGAUAGCCAUCCGGGAGGUCCCGCUCUGCUCACACGAAACUCUGGAAAUGACAUGACAGCCUCCUUUUUCGGUGGCAUCUAUGCCCACUCUCACGCAGCGCACAACCUCCUUGCGAUGAUGCGCGUGGGCAUCCUUGCCGGUGGUGUAGAAGUGCCAGCAGAGCAUGCCAUCCCACCCAGUCAACAUCUUGUGAUCCGUACUCAUGCCUCGCAUUAAAGACACAGCCACUUGACCCCAGUUCGUUAGACAACCCACUUGUGUAGUAUUAAUGUGAUCCUUCAUCUUAAAAAUAUACGAGUAUCUAUAGCGUAAAUAUCCAAAUUUGUAGCUUCUAUCAGUACAGUUUUCAACCCCGCUAGAUCAUCCUAUGUAUUUUCUCUUACACUUCGUUACUACUCGCCCCUUGCUUUCUUUCUAUUCUGUACAUACUAGUCUGG
Suillus discolor is the source of this 1782-nucleotide messenger RNA. RefSeq lists its product as uncharacterized. The coding region runs from base 317 to 1561 and encodes 414 amino acids. Gene Ontology annotation, cellular component: endoplasmic reticulum membrane. The record is from RefSeq and is a predicted model, not a curated record. Gene Ontology annotation, molecular function: stearoyl-CoA 9-desaturase activity; iron ion binding; heme binding. Lineage: Eukaryota; Fungi; Basidiomycota; Agaricomycetes; Boletales; Suillaceae. The transcript is spliced from 7 exons. Gene Ontology annotation, biological process: unsaturated fatty acid biosynthetic process.